This is a messenger RNA of Purpureocillium takamizusanense, 1548 nucleotides long. RefSeq lists its product as uncharacterized. The record is from RefSeq and is a predicted model, not a curated record. The transcript has 2 exons. NCBI's taxonomy places the organism in Eukaryota, Fungi, Ascomycota, Sordariomycetes, Hypocreales, Ophiocordycipitaceae. Gene Ontology annotation, molecular function: O-methyltransferase activity. The coding region runs from base 58 to 1392 and encodes 444 amino acids.
CUUUAUCCUCAUCAGGGGCAAACCACAGGUACAUGCACUGACAGUGAACCGAACACGAUGAGUGAGAGUAUUCAGGGCCUGGCGGCCGAAAUCACGGCCCUGUCGGAUAGCUUCACGAAGUCGCUGGCUGAACAGAAAAUCACCGAGCCGAGUUUCAAGGCUGACAGUCCAGUAAGCUAUGAGAACUUGAGCGGCGAGAUGUUUCUGCAGCGUCAGACGCUGCUCGACAAGAUAACAGAUCUAUGGUACUUGGUCCAGGGGCCAAGUGAGAGCAUCUUCAAUCACGUACAUACAUGUGUUCCCGACAUCAUGGCGCUGAAUCUCAUGAAUCACUUCGAUUUCUGGUCUGCUGUUCCCUUGGACGGUUCCUCAUCCGUCAAGGAGAUCGCAGAUCACGCACAGCUGCCCGAGGAGGUGGUGGACCGCGUCCUCAGACAUGCCACCACCUUGCGCUUUUUUGCACCAGACGGCGACUUCAAAGUGACGAAGCGAGUCUCUCACUCCUCUCGUUCCGCAGCUCUCGCCAAGUCUUCCGGACUUCGUGCGCUUGUCUCUACCAUCAUUGACGACGCAGGAGCGCCCAUGCUGGCCACGAACCGCGCGCUGGAGCUUUACUCGCGUGGCAAGCCAGCUCUGACCAAGGAAAUCGGCGAAACUGCCUUUGCUCUCUACCAGCGAGGUGGUUGCAUUGGCAACUAUAAAACGUCAUGGGACUUCAUUGAGAAUGAUGGUGAGGGCAAAGAGAAGGGUUGGCGCCAAAGAAACUUCGUCGAGUUUAUGCGCUACAUCAAAGACAUUUUCCACCUGGAGUCCACACUGGCCGAGUCUUUUGACUGGAAGGCUCUCGGAAACGCGACCAUUGUUGAUCUCGGUGGCUCCGGAGGCCAUGAUUCAUUCGCCCUGGCGCAGCGCUUCCCAAAUCUCAACAUUGUCGUCGAGGAUCUUCCCCACGCCGAGUCGGUCUUCCAUCGGCACCGCCCAGACGCCCUUAAAGACCGUGUCAAUUUUAAAGCUCACGACUUCUUCAACGCGCAGCCCGUUGAAGCUGACAUUUUCCUCAUCAAGCUCAUUCUACACGAUUGGCCAGAUGAAGAAUGCGUCAAAAUCCUCAAGGCUCUGGUACCUGCGCUGCGACCGGGCAGCAAAGUCUUCUUCCUGGAUUAUGUUGGACACCAGGAGGCCGAUGGGGGCGCCGCAAACACACCACGCUCAAUUCAGCAGAUGGGUACAGCCACAGACCUGAGGAUGAUGGCUCUUUUCAACGCUCAGGAGCGCCCGGCUGAGGCAUGGAGGACGAUUUUCAAGGCGGCAGACGAGAGGUUCGACGUUGUGCGACUGGAGGCCAACCCCAUGACCUUCUUCGUUGCCUUGGAAGCAGUUUGGAGGGGCUAGUAAAAGGAGUAUAGACGACUCGAUGUCUUGUUGACGCUUACAUCAUGGUUCCUUCAACAAGCAGAGAAAAGAGACAGGCGGAACACUUCCGUAUUGCCAAGCAUAAGUGAUCUAAUAUGGAUAUUCCUUGCGGUAGAUGUAUGGGCGCAAGGGGAG